This is a messenger RNA of Impatiens glandulifera, 528 nucleotides long. Its product is annotated as probable receptor-like serine/threonine-protein kinase At4g34500. Lineage: Eukaryota; Viridiplantae; Streptophyta; Magnoliopsida; Ericales; Balsaminaceae. The coding region runs from base 229 to 528 and encodes 99 amino acids. The transcript has 3 exons. The record is from RefSeq and is a predicted model, not a curated record.
CUCAGGCUGGCCUAUCUUCAUACUGAGCCUAAUCAUCUUCUCCACCAAAACAUAGAAUCAAGCAAUGUUUUGCUCGAUCGUCAAUGGAAUCCUAGGAUAUUUAAUGUUGGGAUACACAAACUCACCGGUCCUGGUUUUAAACCUUAUUUACAAUCUCUUGGCUACACAGCCCCAGAAUAUUCUUACACGCGUGUUUUUAAUGAGAAGACCGAUGUUUAUAGCUUUGGAAUGCUCAUGAUUGAAAUCAUUUCUGGGAAGUAUCCCAAUGACUUCAGCUGGGAAAUUGAACCAGAGGGGAAAUUGAUCGAUUGGUUCAAGUCGAUGGUAGAGAGGCAGGAAUUUGAUCACCUCCUAGAUCCUAAAAUUCGUAAAGUGCCUCCUUUGAUGGAGCUAAAGAAGACCAUUCUUAUUGCUCUUAGAUGUGCAGAUGCUGAUGUCGAAAAAAGGCCAACUAUGGAAGAUGUAUUUCGCAUGUUCCAGCCUCGUGGUAGAUUGAUUAUUAAUGUAAGAACUUAUUUAUUUUUGUAA